AUGUUCGGAAAUCGAAGGAAGAGGGGAUCUUCCAACCCGCCUCCGAAUAUCUCCAAUCCCAACCCAUCUGCAGCCACGGCCGCUGCUUCGGCUUUCCUAAGGAACCAGGCUUCCAAUGCGUCGCUCUCGUCCGCCGCUGCCGCUGCAGCCCUACGGUCCCGGCCAACGACUCCAAUAUCCGUGGGCGAUGUCCAAACCAAGAGGAUGCUCCGCCGCGCUGGUUCGACCUCAUCCAUGGGAAGCUCGGUCGCAGGAUCCAUAAAGGGACCAGGAGGCGCAAUGCUGGAGCGCAGAGCCAGCAUUGGAUCGAUGAGUGAACGGACCUUUAGGGACCCCUCACCAGCACGGGCCGUACCAAGUGCAGCGGAUGCGCCUCCAGUCCCCGCAAUUCCGAAGAAUAUCUCGCGGACAGCAUCUGGCGCGCAUCGACGAGCGGCCAGUAUGGAAGCACCGGUAAUGCGCGUUGCGUCCCCGCCUCCAAACCGAGCCACUGGACGAGGAUCAAGCCUAGGACCUGCGACCGUUAGGACGCCUCCUGGGAGGUCCGGGCAAAGAUUGUCAAGUCUGCCCAGUGUGCAAGAGCUAACAGGUAUAGAGCGACCAGCAAGUAGAGGGUCCGUCAAUUUUUCCUUACCUACGAGUUCAAGGCCGACAUCACCUGUCAGUCAGAGACGGCUAACAUCUCCUUCAACACAAAGGACAAAUCCGCCGAGAAUUUUCUCCCCUACUAACCCAAAUCUGGUCUAUGACCCCAACACCCGCAGCUUCUUGCCCUUGGCCGAAGUCUUAGCGAUUGAGCAGAAAAUACAGGAUGCUGCACACGUCCCCAUCAAGAAAAAGAAGAGGGUGGCACCUAAGCAAUAUACUGGGACACAUCUUGCAAAUGGCACGGCUGGGGGGAGGCCGAGAGGCACAGCGGUAGAUGAAAUGAGGGCUGCUGAGGAGGCUUCAGAACAGACCGUCGAACAACCUAUAUCCGUACCUGCGCCAGCUCCAGAGCCGGCCCCUGUGCCCGUGUCAGCCCCUAUUGAUCCCACACCUAUUAAGCCUACGAACGCACCGACAACUGCGACUGUAGCAACGACGGCACCGAAGAAGAAGAAAAAGAAGGUGGUGGUGGUUGCGAGCGAGUCUGACAGCGAUGAACACUCAUAUGUUCCCAAUUCAUCUGACAACGAAAGCGAUUACUCUCAACCAAGGACCUUCAAUACUCGGGCAGGAGCGCUGCUGGCCAAGAGGCCAUCGGUCGUGCGAGAAGAUAGGGAGAGGGAGGAGGAGGAAGACGAUACCCACAGACCGGUUGACGGACAACGCGCUCCCAAAUUGAGUGCAGCCACUCGAACGGUUUCACCAACACCACUACCUCGCUCAUCCGCAGGUAAAAGCCAUACCAGAGGUCAACACUCUGCAUCCGUUGCUUCUGCGCAAGGACAAUCUACGAGCCAAUUCACGCCAGCACCAGUUAACUCGGAUACGGCACCCAUCACACCACAGAACAAAGGGCUCACAACAAAUGGGAAUGGCCGUGGUGGCAGAGUACAUUCUGUCAGCCCAGUGCGAACUGCUCAUUUUGCCCCAACUCCUGAUCAUCUAGCCGUGAAACAUCAGCCCCCAGCACGGUCAGUUUCGCCCCGAAAAUCAGCAUUGAAGAAUUCUUCCUCCGAUUCUCCUAGACGGCAGUCUCCCGUGGGUGAAGCCGGCCUUGGCCACAGACAUACCAACAGUGAAGUAUCCAAUGCUUCAAGUGUGGAAUCCGAAGAGCAGCCCCUCCCGAGGAAGAAAGCUGUCCGGGUCAGCUUCGACGAGAGCAAUGUCGUCGUCGUACAGGCAGCUGGACAAGAGCCCAUUGCCCCCCCAGUUACAGCAGGCCCACAGCAGGACCCACGGGCAAAACGAGGUUGGUUUAACAUUGGCAGUCGUGGCAAGAGGGAGCCAACCAUGAUCGAAGACGUUGACGGUAAGAUCAUGCAACCAAGGCCAGCUCUGCCUUCGUUUGGCAGUGUUCGAGAGAGAAAGCACAAUCGGGAACCUGUGGAGGAACGGCCACUGGUGAAGCCGGCAGAACAUGUACAGAGUGUUGACACCUCCGUGGCUACGCCUUCUUCGCCCCUAUUUACCACGCCGACUGGUGAUGUGAUUGAGUUGCCGUUGGGCCAGUCGAAUGAUCAUGCUGUAGGAGCCAUUAUUUCUCAAGAUGCUGCAUCAAAGAACGCCGCCAACAUAUCAAAAUCACGCGAGCCACUGCCUCCUCAAGUGACAUCUGUGGAAGGCAACGAAUAUCAUUCUGAAAGUGACAGUUUCGUUUCCCAGGGUAGCGCGGACAAAAUGGACGUUGGAGUUACUACUGCCAGCAGCGAUGUUUCAACCCGCGGAUUGGAAAAUGGAGCGAUACACGUUGCCUCAGAAGAUGAGGACAAGAUCGACGGGAGCAAGACCAAUGGCGGGAUCCCAGAGAUCUCCGUAUCUUCAGCAACACCUACUCUGGAGGAAACAAAUAAGAGGAGAGAGUGGCCCGACAUGCCUGUGCCUGGUAGCUGGGAGGGGAGCACUAAUUCAGAUUCAGAAAGCGAGUCUCAAGACGAUGGCAUGGCAACUCCUGUUGCGACUCCAGCCACAGUUGGCAUUGCAGAGCCACUUCCUGAAGGAGCUGUUCCAAAUCCUCAUGUGCUGAAUAAAAUACCAGAGAACUCGAAUGGCCACCCUGUCAUUAUGGAGGAAACCGAAGAGUCUGAUGCGAGUCUAUACAGUGAUGCUGCCGAAGACCUAUCAGAUGUUGAAGGUGGCUUCAUGUCAUUGGAUGCUGUAGUCCAAAGCCCGGUUGUUAAAGAAGUAGCUCCUGGCACUGCAGUUACCACUCCUCCCGAGAGCCCUGUAGAAACGAGAGAGAUGACCCAUGAGAAUGGUCAAGUUGGCAAGAAAUCUAGCGCACCUGAACUCAGUGAGGGUUGGGAGAAGGCACAGCAAUAUUGGGGUUCGCUUUCCGCCGAGAAGAAAAGUCAGUUAGAACAGCAAGCUCGAGAAACAGCAGCUGCAGAAGCAUCUGGAGCGUCCGAUUCAACUAUGGAAGCGCCAGCGCCAUCCCCCAAAGCCAAGAAGAAAAAGAAGGCGACAAUCCAACCAAACCCGGUUGAAAUAGUGGUAGAACCUCAACCCGUUGAGCAUGGACGUACCUACAUGAUCCAGCCUGGAACCAGAGCUCCUGCCGGUAGCUAUAUACCUGCUAUGCGGAUCUCGAUGCGUCCAGAGCCUCCUAGUACAGCGACGGAUAUUCACAUGAGGAAGUCUAUGAGGGCUCAAGGUUCCGUGCGCCAAUCAUGGCGAGAGUCGCCCGAAACUACCCAGCCAAGAGCAACGUUAGUGAAGAAGCCCCAACCUCUGAAUUUACCUCCCCCAGAAACCAGGGCUGAACCCGCUGCUGCGAACACGCAUGCCAGCGCAAUAGCAGCAGCGAACGGGGACGCUAGCAAACCUGCAAAAUCUGCGAAACCUAUACUUCGACGUAAAGGUUCUGGUGAUAGCGAUAGUAGCUUCAAGCGCUCUAGAGCUGCUGAAAACACUAGCUUCAGACGCUCGAUGCGUGGUCCUACCGAUAACGAACUCGGGGGUCAGCAGUCGCCUCUUUCAAGCCGAUUUAGUCUACGAUCAUUAUCUCCUACAGGCUCUACAACGAGUCGCCGCCCAUUCAGUGCAGCUCCAGCUGUAUCUGCACCCCAGGCCCCUCCCCAAACCUCUAUGCGCACAUCCAUGCGGAAUUCUUACAACGCGCCUACGCUCCGUGGUAACAGGGAGCGUGGCAAAUCUCCCGUACGCAUACCUGGUUUCGGGCGCGGGCAAUCUAAGUCUGGCACUGGACGACCUGUGUCUCAGCGGGCAAGCCGUUUUGCUGAUUCUAGCGACGAAGAAGAUACUCGUCCUGCAUUCCGCAGCCGCUUUGUAGAUUCAAGUGAUGAUGAUGAAGAUGUUCUACCACCCCACGCGGGCGGUGGAUUUGGGCGCGGGACUAUGCGGGCGGGUCAGCCUGUACGCGGAAUCCCUCGUCAGCCGGGCGUUGAAGAUGGUGAUUCGACUGAUUUACCAGACAGUGACGACGAGAAACCACCUGCCUCACCGGGCAAAUUAUCCAAGGUGAAACAAAAUAGUACAACUCUAGCUACAUCAAACCAAGGGGCAGCACUUGCAUCUGGCUCUCUUCGCCGCAAUGGGUCGGGCCGGAAUGCUAUGGGCAGCCCAAUCUCACCUACAACUAGUCCAGACGGACGAUCUGGCCGCGGGAAUUUGAUGUCCAUCCUCCGACGCAAGAAGCCGGAUCCUUCUUCCAAGGUCCGGAAACCAGACAUAGAAUCUGCAGCGAGGCGAGAUACACCUCUUGAGCGUUCGAGGUCCGACCUUCAAGCUAUGAAGCGGAAUGGUUCUCAACAUUCGACACUCGGCUCACCCAAACUCCAGAAAAGAAACAAUGUCGCCUCCUGGCCACUUCAGGACCCUGCGCCCGCCCUUGUUAACGAUGAUGGAAGACCAUUGUCAGUUGAUGCAGGGGAUACCGUUGCGAGUGCCGAAUUGGCUAAUGUCAAUACCGCGUCUGUUUCUGCCGCUUCCGCUGCCGUGGGCGGCGAAACCACUACUGAACCAGAUCUGGUAACAAGGCGUUUUACAGUGCAAGGCUUACCUGGGGAGUUGAAUUCGAACGGCACUGACAAGGCGGCGAAGAAGAAGAAAUUCGGGAAGCUGAGGAGAAUGUUCAGGCUUGACGACUGA
Amorphotheca resinae ATCC 22711 is the source of this 4755-nucleotide messenger RNA. RefSeq lists its product as hypothetical. The record is from RefSeq and is a predicted model, not a curated record. The coding region runs from base 1 to 4755 and encodes 1584 amino acids. Lineage: Eukaryota; Fungi; Ascomycota; Leotiomycetes; Helotiales; Amorphothecaceae. The transcript has 2 exons.